AUGCGGCUGCUGACCCUGCUGUCCGCGACCAGCGCUGCCGCCGAGAUUGCGCUGUCGCCAUUCUUCGGAGGCCUGACGGACAGCCUCGGUCGGAAGCCUGUCGUCGUCGGCACGAUGCUCGUGGCGUGCCUCACCAACCUGGCCACCGCGGUCUACCCGACGGUCGCGCUGGUGGCGCUCUCCAAGUUUGUCGCCUCGCUCGUCAUCGGCAUCUUCUUCCUCGCCGCCGGUGCCCUCCUCGCCGACAACUUCCGCUCGGAGCCUGCCAAGCUAGCCGCGGCGUCGGGCAUCCUCUUUGCGCUCGUCAACGGCAGCUUUGGCCUCGGCGUCGCGCUGUCGGGCCUCCUGCCGAGCGGCUUGCGGUACCGCUACGCAGCCUCCGCCGCCGUGGGCCUGUGCGGACUGCUCCUCGGCGCGAACGGCAUCCGCGAGUCUCUCCCUCUGGCCGACCGCGUCCCGUUCCAGCUGCGCAGCUUCAACCCGCUGCUGUCGGCGCUGAUGGCACUGAGCCUCGCGCCGCUCUUCAUGGGGGACACGCUGCAGGUCUUCUGCCUGAGCCACUGGAAGCUGACCAACACGCAGGUGUCGCGGCUGUUCACGGGCGUCGCGAUCCAGGGCGUCAUCGCAAACACGCUCAGCGCCACGCUCAUCAAGCGGCUCGGCCUGCAGCUCUUCACACUCCUCUGCACGGGCUCGACCCUCCUCUUCUGGGCGGGCUUCUCGACGGGCGUGCCGCGCGUCGCGAUGGUCGGCGCCGCCGCCGGCCUGCUCGGGCCUGCGCGCACGCUUGGCGCCUCGACGAUGAUCACCUCCGAGGGGUCGCGGCUUGGGAUCCCGCAGGGCCAGCUCUCGGGCGACCGCGCCAACCUGGUGGCGUGGCUCAAGGUGCUCGGCCCGCUCGUGUAUGGGCAGCUCUACGUCACGGGCACCGCCUCCGGCGUCCCCACCCUCCCCUUCCUCCUCAACUGCGCUUUCGCCCUCGCGGCGCUACUGCUGGUCCCGAUGGCUCUCGCACCGGCGCCGUCGCGAUGA
Emiliania huxleyi CCMP1516 is the source of this 1032-nucleotide messenger RNA. RefSeq lists its product as hypothetical. Gene Ontology annotation, molecular function: transmembrane transporter activity. Gene Ontology annotation, biological process: transmembrane transport. NCBI's taxonomy places the organism in Eukaryota, Haptophyta, Isochrysidales, Noelaerhabdaceae. The transcript is spliced from 2 exons. Bases 1 to 1032 code for a protein of 343 amino acids. The record is from RefSeq and is a predicted model, not a curated record.